This is a messenger RNA of Rhipicephalus sanguineus (brown dog tick), 801 nucleotides long. RefSeq lists its product as uncharacterized. Lineage: Eukaryota; Metazoa; Arthropoda; Arachnida; Ixodida; Ixodidae. The transcript has 4 exons. The coding region runs from base 1 to 801 and encodes 266 amino acids. The record is from RefSeq and is a predicted model, not a curated record.
AUGUGCGCGAUAUUUGGUUUUUCCAGCCGCAGUGACACCCGCGGGACAAAACGAUCAACUAACGGCCACUUCUUUUCAAUUCCGAAGACCGUGCACAACCAGUGCGAGCGCUCGAAAGCGUUGAGCACGAAGCGGCGCAGCUUAUGGCUGGCGCGCAUUAAACGUGCUGACUUAGAGAUCGAGAACCCCAACCUGCGAGUCUGCGGCGUGCACUUCAUUACAGGAAAGCCAGCUAAACUGAUCGACGAUACGGACCCCGACUGGGCUCCAUCGCUUCUACUCGGCUACAGUGCCCAGAACACGGACCCCUCACGACGCAGACGCCUCGAAAAACGACGCGCCGUAAAGCGGCAGGCGGACGCCGAAAAGUGGGAAGCCGAAGCGCAGAAACGGCGUGCCGAGGCCGAGGCGGCUGCAAUAGGGAUCCAGCAGUGUGCCAAUCGGCAACUCUCGCCGCACCCGACUGGAGAAACCGACGCUGACGAAAGUGAUACAGGUGUUACAGUGCAGACAGAGAUGACCAUGGAGGAUAUUCAGCUACUGGAGCAACAGUGCAUCUCACUGAAUGAACGCUUCUAUGCCGCCCGUGUCGAGAAAGAGGAGCUUGUGGAGAGUGCUGCAUCCCUCAACAUCAACAACAGCCUGUCAAAAUUCCAGGAAUUCAUCCUCUUCAUGAUGAAAAUCAAGGUGAACAUUCACAACACCGAUCUUGUAUUUCGCUUGAACAUUUCUGAAGCAACAGCAUCGCGGAUUUUUGACAAAUGGCUGCACGGUGCAUAUUGUGAGCUUCCACAGAUUUGA